CCUGCUCUCGGGAUCACUUCCGCUGCUGAGGUCAGGCGCCGCCUCGCUCGUCCGGCAUCGCUCAAGGCGCCGGAGUCAAGAUGGAGGAGUACGCGCGGGAGCCUUGCCCCUGGAGGAUCGUGGAUGAUUGUGGUGGUGCCUUUACCAUGGGAACCAUCGGUGGUGGGAUCUUCCAAGCCAUCAAAGGUUUCCGCAAUUCUCCAGUGGGAGUAAACCACAGACUUCGAGGGAGUUUGACAGCUAUUAAAACCAAAGCUCCACAGUUGGGAGGGAGCUUCGCAGUCUGGGGAGGUCUCUUUUCCAUGAUUGACUGCAGUCUGGUUCAGGUUCGAGGGAAGGAAGACCCCUGGAACUCCAUCACGAGCGGCGCCUUGACAGGAGCCAUCUUGGCGGCAAGAAACGGCCCCGUGGCCAUGGUCGGCUCCGCUGCGAUGGGUGGCAUUCUCCUGGCUUUGAUCGAAGGAGCCGGUAUCUUACUGACAAGAUUCGCCUCUGCACAGUUUCCCAACGGUCCGCAGUUUGCUGAAGACCCGUCCCAGUUACCUUCGACCCAGUUGCCAUCCUCCCCUUUUGGUGAUUAUCGGCAGUAUCAGUAGGACUUCUUACCCAGGAUCCUGUGACAGGAUGAGCUGUAGUUCAAGGGAUUCCGGAAGAUUGAGUUAGUGUGUUUUAAAAACAUUGACGGGACAACUACGGGCAAACAGGCAAUGAAGAGACAUUCAACAGUUUUCUAUUUAAUGAAACAUGAAUAGAGUGUGUAAAAAAUUGUUCAUUUAUUUAUUCACACUUGUGUUGCCUUUGUGAUCAAAAUAAAGGUCUAAUAUCUUGAAAAUUAAGUAUGCUAAAGUGCUUAGGAAUUGAAGGACCUGAGGGCUAACAGCAGUGAGAUUCAGGCUGUUGUUUCAUUGGACACUUCUCACCCAGUUGUGUGUGUCCUGUUAGUCAAACAAUAGAGCAAGCUCCUGGGACUGGCUUUUUU
Molecule: messenger RNA, 979 nt
Organism: Sorex fumeus (smoky shrew)
Lineage: Eukaryota; Metazoa; Chordata; Mammalia; Eulipotyphla; Soricidae
Gene: TIMM17A
Product: translocase of inner mitochondrial membrane 17A
Exons: 6
Coding region: 81-596 (171 amino acids)
Biological process (GO): protein import into mitochondrial matrix
Cellular component (GO): TIM23 mitochondrial import inner membrane translocase complex; mitochondrial inner membrane
Molecular function (GO): transmembrane protein transporter activity
Source: RefSeq, a predicted model, not a curated record